Molecule: messenger RNA, 1242 nt
Organism: Botrytis sinoallii
Lineage: Eukaryota; Fungi; Ascomycota; Leotiomycetes; Helotiales; Sclerotiniaceae
Exons: 5
Coding region: 1-1242 (413 amino acids)
Biological process (GO): intracellular signal transduction; protein phosphorylation
Cellular component (GO): cytoplasm; nucleus
Molecular function (GO): ATP binding; MAP kinase activity
Source: RefSeq, a predicted model, not a curated record
AUGGCAGACCUCCAAGGAAGAAAGGUCUUCAAGGUCUUCAACCAAGACUUUAUCGUCGAUGAGAGAUACACAGUCACCAAGGAGCUUGGUCAAGGAGCUUAUGGUAUUGUUUGUGCUGCUACGAAUUCUCAAACACAAGAAGGGGUCGCAAUUAAGAAAGUUACAAAUGUCUUCAGCAAGAAGAUUUUGGCAAAGCGUGCGCUGCGUGAGAUAAAGUUGUUACAACAUUUCAGAGGUCAUCGUAACAUUACUUGCCUCUAUGAUAUGGAUAUUCCUCGACCAGAUAAUUUCAAUGAAACCUAUCUCUAUGAAGAGCUUAUGGAGUGUGAUCUCGCUGCUAUCGUACGAUCCGGUCAACCCCUCACUGAUGCACAUUUCCAAUCUUUCAUCUACCAAAUCCUUUGUGGUCUAAAAUAUAUUCAUUCUGCGAAUGUUCUUCAUCGUGAUUUGAAGCCCGGUAAUUUGCUGGUCAAUGCCGACUGCGAGUUGAAGAUUUGUGAUUUUGGUCUUGCUAGAGGUUUCUCUGUCGACCCCGAAGAGAAUGCUGGAUACAUGACCGAAUACGUUGCUACAAGAUGGUAUCGUGCCCCUGAAAUUAUGUUGAGCUUCCAGAGCUAUACAAAAGCUAUCGAUGUAUGGUCGGUAGGAUGUAUCCUCGCAGAAUUGCUAGGUGGUCGCCCUUUCUUCAAAGGUAGAGAUUAUGUUGAUCAACUCAACCAAAUUUUACAUAUCCUUGGUACACCAAAUGAAGAAACUCUCUCAAGAAUUGGAUCGCCACGAGCACAGGAAUACGUUCGAAAUCUCCCAUUUAUGGCGAAGCGACCCUUCCCAACUUUAUUCCCCAACGCCAACCCCGAUGCUCUUGACCUUCUUGAUCAUAUGUUAGCAUUCGACCCAUCCUCCCGUAUCGAUGUCGAAACUGCCCUCGAACACCCAUACCUUCACAUUUGGCAUGAUGCCUCUGAUGAGCCUGGAUGUCCAACAACAUUUAACUUCGAUUUUGAGGUUGUGGAAGAUGUAGGCGAGAUUAGAAAGUUGAUCUUGGAAGAAGUUCACAGAUUUAGACAACAUGUCCGUGUUCAACCUGGUCAACAAGGUCAAAGCAACGGUCCUCAAGUACCAAUACCACAAGAGCAAGCAAGCUGGCGUGCUGAAGAUCCAAGACCACAAGAAGCUUAUGGACAAGGACCAAAUGAUCUUGAACAAGAUUUACAAGGUGGUUUGGAUGCUAUGCGAUCGUAG